Molecule: messenger RNA, 1686 nt
Organism: Symbiodinium sp. CCMP2592
Lineage: Eukaryota; Dinophyceae; Suessiales; Symbiodiniaceae
Source: the annotation of a GenBank genome assembly
AUGGGACAGUGCACCAGCACCAGCACCAGCAAGAAGAGCGAGAAGUAUCGCCCACUGGGUGAAGUCUUUCGUGCUAAGGUCUUGCCGGUUCACGGAGAUGUCGAACUACCAGGUUCCGGGAUCAACGUGGGCCUUUGCGUCUCUGGCGGUGGCUGCCGUGCCAUGUCUUUCUCGACGGGAGUCUAUCGGGCCCUGAACGAGCUGGAGGUUUUGGGAAAGCUGGAUGCCAUCAGCUCUGUGUCCGGCGGAACAUGGUGUUCCUCCAUUCUGAUGUUCGCCAAAGAGUUCAAGGGAACCCCCAUUGAUACAGCAGAGCUGCUGGGGAAGCUGACCAUACCUGCAGACUUGACCAUGGAGGCACUGAAGGAGGAGGUCCCACUCCUGUCAGGAGUUGUAAAGGGCGACUCCAGUACCAUUCUCAAGGCGCUCUUGGAGGAACACAAGGGGCGGGAGUAUGAGGUGUGGCCGAAGUUGAUGUCGGAAUGGUUGCUGCGGAACUUUGACGGCCUCGACAGCCUGGAGGCUUACAUGGCCUUAGAGGAAGAUCUGAAACGCAUCAGGGAGGACAACCCUCAGCUGGAGAAGAAGCGAUUUCUCACCCCACGGACAGACAAGCCACGAACCUUCAUCAUGAAUGGCUGCUCUUUGGCACCUCUGAAGUACGAGGCUUCCAAUGACAACGUCGUGUCUUUUCAGAUGUGUCCGGACUUCACCGGCAGCCCCUUCUAUCCGCAGAACCAGCAGGUGAAGUACAGCAUGGCGCCCAUGUUGCCCUGCAAGGACUUCGGGCUGUCGGGCCUUCGGAGUAUGAAUCGAACCAUGGGUGGGGGCUUUACCGAGACCUUUGCCUUCGGUGGUGCAGCUCCGAAGGAGCAGUCUGGUGGCCAGAAGUGCGUCUUGAAAGAGCCCAGCAGCCCCUUUGCCCUGCCCUAUGCCGUCGGCAUCAGCAGCUGGGCAGCCGGAGGCGCCUUGAACCAGGUGCGGAUUUUGGGAAACGUGCUGAACAUUCGCAGGGACUAUUGGCCCGUCACUUCGGACCUUCUCCCCAAGAGGCAGCCGGCGAUCUCUUACCAGCUCGGGGACGGAGGAUCUCUGGACAAUGCUGGGCUCCUGGCGCUGCUUCAACGAGGAGCUCGGAAGGUCAUCUGGGUCUCCAAUUCCUGGACAUCCCUGAACCUUAGCUACGACUGGGACGGGGCCACACCGGAGACUUUCAACCCACAGGAGGCGGGAGUUGUAGACCAAGUUUUCUGCACCUUCGGGUACGACUCCAGCGCCGUUGGCUUCUUCUACGCCAACAACCAGGUCUUCGAGCGGUCUCAGUGUCUGGCCUUCUGUCGAGAGCUGAAGGACUUGAAGGUUUCGGGGAAGCCGGUGGUCGUCAAUAAGAAGCUCAGUGUUCUCCCCAACGCCUGGUGGGGCAUCAAGGGAUCCUACGAGGUGGAGCUCGUGCUCGUUUACUUGGAUCAGUGCCGCGACUUUGAGGCCCAGUUGCCAAGGGAGACGCAGGAGGAGAUUGCCAAGGGGGACCAGGGAGCCUUUGCCAACUUCCCCAUCUACCCGGUCACCCGUCAGAACGAGGACGACAUGAUCGGCGUGACUCCGCAACAGGCCCACCUUCUCGCGGCCCAGGCCGAGUACAGCGUCAGGGAAAACGAAGCCCUGCUUAGAAAGCUGCUGAGCUAG